GACCCUAAAUCUGCAAUGGCUUCUUCUACUUGUUCUUCUUCUUCUUUCUCCCUUCUUCUUUCCAUUGCAUUAUUCAUUUCCUUCUUCCGGCCACCGGUUCUGGUGAAUGGAGACGCCGACUUGAUCCAGAGGACCUGUAAGAGCACCAAACACUACGAUCUAUGUGUUUCAUCUCUCAAAUCCGAUCCCACCAGCCCCAAGGCCGACACCAAAGGCCUGGCUGCCAUUAUGGUUGGAGUUGGAAUUGCUAAUGCCACGGCCACAUCAUCUUACUUGUCCUCUCAAGUGACGAGCAUCAAUGCCAGUGACAUGCAAGUACUGAAGAAAGUCUUCAAGGAGUGUGCUGACAAGUACUCGAAUUCUGGGAAUUCACUGCAAUCUGCAUUCCAGGACAUUGCUGCGGAGUCAUAUGACUAUGCCUACAUGCAUGUCAUGGCAGCUGCUGAUUACCCCAACGCUUGUCAUAGCGCGUUUAAGCGCUAUGGUGCGUUGUCUUAUCCUCCGGAUCUUGCAGCCAGAGAGGAUGGGUUGAAGCGUAUUUGUGAUGUGGUUUUGGGUAUCAUUGAUCUAAUGCUUGCAGAUAAGUGACAGCACUGCCUUGUCUUGCUUUAGUUGUGCUUGUUAACUAAGUUGUACGUCUGUGCUUGUAGAGUAAUUAAUUUUGAUGAUGAGUACUAUCAAUAAUGUGUACAACCAAAUAAGAGAAUCCAAUGCCAGUUUUUGUUCUCUGAUUGUUAA
Diospyros lotus (date-plum) is the source of this 738-nucleotide messenger RNA. RefSeq names its product cell wall / vacuolar inhibitor of fructosidase 2. The transcript has a single exon. The record is from RefSeq and is a predicted model, not a curated record. Gene Ontology annotation, molecular function: enzyme inhibitor activity. Bases 16 to 588 code for a protein of 190 amino acids. Lineage: Eukaryota; Viridiplantae; Streptophyta; Magnoliopsida; Ericales; Ebenaceae.